Molecule: messenger RNA, 10369 nt
Organism: Cloeon dipterum
Lineage: Eukaryota; Metazoa; Arthropoda; Insecta; Ephemeroptera; Baetidae
Gene: apolpp
Product: apolipophorin
Exons: 40
Coding region: 69-10253 (3394 amino acids)
Biological process (GO): lipid transport
Molecular function (GO): lipid carrier activity
Source: RefSeq, a predicted model, not a curated record
GACUCGCCUCGUUCUAUCCUCCGGCUGGUGUCGCCGUCGCCGGACAGAUUGCUUUGGAUUCGUGCAAGAUGACGACCGGCAAGGUGUUACCCACCUUGUUGGCCCUCGCGGUCUACGUUAAUGUGGUCCUCGCUCUUCCCUUGAAGACCUGCCCCGCGAUUGAAUGUACAGGAUCAAAUGAUGUUUUCGCUUUCGAGCCGAAAAAGAUCUACACUUACAACCUGGAAACUCAAACUUCAAACAUCCUUAGCGGAGCCACCGUGAAUCAAGGAAAACUACACCUGAGCUCCGAAGUGACCCUGCAGGCUGUUAGCACCUGUUCGGCUAUUCUGACCGUCAAGAAAGCUAUCAUCUCGAAUGGAGACAAGAAGCACCAGGGCUCAACCAUCAUUGAGGGCUCACCAGUGCUGAUUGGAAUCCAAAACGGUCAGCUCGUUUCCGAGUUCUGUGCCGGCAAGGCAGACUCCUUGGUGUCCCUGAACGUCAAGAGAGCCAUCGCCUCGUUCUUCCAGAUCCCGGUCGAGAAGAAGCAAUAUACGGACAUUUUCGGCACUUGCGAAGUCGAAACUACUGUCGUCAACGGAGCCGACGGCGCCACCGAGGUCAACUCGUACCGCAACCUGAACAGCUGCAAACACCGCGAGAGCAUUAUUUCCUCCAUUCCCUCUUCCUCCUACAACUUUGAGGCGAAUGUCCAAUCUGCUCCGGUCAUCAAGUCUAGUGCUCGCAUUGAGCAGAAAUUGAAGAACAAGGUCCUUGAGUCUGCCUCAGGCCACGAGGAGUACCACUUUGUGCCUUACAGCAACGAGGGUAACGGAGCCAUCAUCACCGUUUCGACCAACAUCUCGCUUGUUCGCACCACCGAUGGAGACGCGCCGUUUGUUGCCGCUGAACCGACUUCACUGUCUGUCAUUUUCGAGUCGCCCCACGGCUCCAGCAAUGACUUCUCCAACCUCAAAACCCUGCAGAGUGCUGUGGAAAGUGUGUGCGCAUCCAUCGAGUCAUCCAACGUGGAUACCGCCUACCAGGUGCGCAACCUGAUCCAGAUCGUGCGCCAGUCCUCCGCCAACGACCUGCUGAAGACCUUCAAUAGCUUCAAGAGCAAGUGCGGCGGCAAACUCCUCAUCGAUGCUCUUCUCAGCGCUGCCACAGGCCAGAGCAUGGAGGCUCUUGUCAAGCUGUCCAAAACCAAAGGCACUGUUGAUCUAGAUCAGCUGUACAUCAGCCUGGCCUUCAACAGGCACCCCACUCUGGCCUCAAUCAAAGCAGUCGGCACCUUGGUAGACAAGAACGCCCCUCGCAGCCUUAUUCUGGGAGCUGGUGCUCUCGUGGGCAAGUACCAUGAGUUGCACGGCGUGGGAGAAAACAAGGAAAUCGACGGCCUUCUCGAUAAGAUCACUAAGCCUUUGGAUAACUGCAACACCAAGACGCACGAAGAAGAGGACAAGGUUUUGACCGCCCUGAAGGGUCUGCACAACGCACAUUACAUCCCUGAGAACAUUGCUGUCAAGGUGAAGGCAUGCGUUGGCAAGAAGUUGCCGGCUCGCGUGCGUGUGGCCGCGCUGGACGCCAUCCAGAGCGACGCUGGCAACGCACAGUUGAAGCCGACAGUGCUGGAGAUCCUGGCCGACCGCGAAGAAGACUCUGAGGUGCGCAUCAAGGCCUACCUGGUCGCCGCCACCUGCCCGUGCGGAAAGGUGUACGAAGUCGUGAGCAAGCUGAUCGAGAGCGAGCCCGUCAACCAGGUCGGUUCUUUCGUGGCCACGCACCUGCGAAACCUGAGGGCCUCUGCCAACCCGGACAAGGCUGGUGCCAAGGCCAUCCUCAGCUCCAUCAGUGUGCCUGCCAAAAAGUACAAGUAUGACUACCGCCGCUUCUCCACCAACAACGAGCUGAGCUUCUCGCUGAGCAAGGAAGGCGUCGCCGCCUCCGCCGAAAGCAACAUCAUCUUCUCGCAAAAUUCUUUCCUGCCGAGAAGUGCUGACCUCAACCUGACCGCCAACAUCUUGGGCCACUCCUUCAACCUGCUUGAGGUUGGACUCAGGGCUGAGAAUCUGGAACACAUCCUUGAAGGCUUCUUUGGACCCAAGGGCUAUUACAACACUCGCUCCGCUGAGGAUGUCCUCAGUUCUGGCAACAACACUGUCAACACCCUCGCUGCUAAGAUUAGGGAAAGAGCUAGCCAGUCCAUCCGCAACAAGAGGUCCAUUGACCGCAGCAGCGUAAACAAGAUCAACGCCAAGGUGUACCACGAGCACGACAACGUCAUCAACACUGACCUGUAUCUGAAGCUUUUCGGCUACGAGCUAGCAUUCUACUCGUACUACGGAGACCCUACUGAGUUCUCUCCUUUCGGCAUCGUGGACAAGAUCUUCGACCGCGUCGAUAACACAAUCAAGGCCGCCAAGGACUUCAACUUGGAGUAUGAGAAGAACGUGCAGAUCUUCGACACCGAACUCUCUUAUCCCACUCUGACCGGCUUCCCCAUCAAGCUUUCCACUGCGGCCACUGCAGCCAUCAAGGUUGAACUGAAAACGGCCUUCGACCUGCCCGCCAUUGUUGAGAAUCCUAAGAACACAAAUUUCCAGUUCAAGUUCAUCCCAAGCGCCACCAUUGAAGCUGCCACCGACUUCUUUGUUGACUUCCACGUCGCCUCCUCUGGUCUGAAGCACGCCGCCACUAUCCACACUGCCAACGCCGUUGACCUCACCUUGAAAAUCCUGGAUGGAAAGGGUUUCGACCUCAACAUCGGUUCUCCACUGGCCAAGCAACAGCUUUUGAACGUUAAAUCUGAAUUGUUCAGCACCAGUCGUGACAAGACCAGUGUUCCAGUCCAGACCCCACUUGAAUUCUCCAUCCCUAGGAAAACCUACCACGGCUGCUUUGACCAGCUGAAUUCAUUCAUUGGUCAAUCUCUUUGCUUUGACUUAAACUACCCCAACGAGGGCGUGCCCAAGAAGGGACCUUUCUUCCCCCUUGAUGGACCAUUCUUGUUGAAAGGUGAACUCGAGAAGGAUAGCUCUCUGACCAACUACAACAUCCAGGCCAAAUACGAUGACACAAAGCCAAAUGUAAGAGGAUGGAGCCUUGAGUUCAGCACCCCUAACUCGGCCAAUAAUAGGCUUUUCCGUUUCUUCUUCAUUCUGACAAAUGUCUUCACUAAGGACGACCCUAACAAGCAAGCCAAGCUGGAAUUCGUCACUCCAUUUAAGUCGGGAUACGCUUCCUUGAGCAGUAUCAGCAACGAUCAGGAGAAGGCUCUGGAGGCCAUUGCUAAGUUGGACGAGGAUGAGUACAAAGCGAAGCUGGGUCUCACUGUGAUCGGGGCUUCUGGUGAAACAACCACCUACAAGCCAGUCCUCACCUACUCUGCUCCUGGCGAUGACGGAGCCAACAGGCAGUAUACUGUCGAUGGCACCAUCAAGCACGACAAGGGAAACAACGUCAACAAGCUGACCUUCACCGAGGUGGCUGUCACCAUACCUAGCAACAAGUACCAACUCGAUGGUAUCGUCAGUACUGGCCCGUUCGGAUUUGACAUUGACGUAAUUGCCAAGUACAACAACCUGGCUGAAACCGCCAUCCUCACGAGCAAGUACGCGCACCAAGAGAAGCUCCACUUUGACAUCCUGGUCAAACUUUCCCAGUUCCCUGAAUCUGCAUUCUCUGCCGUUUAUGAUGGACUGAAUGUUAAGAAUCAGGCUGACAAUAAGCUCAAGGUGUUCUAUGGAGCUGAUCUGAACAAUGAGAAAAAUUCCGUGACCAUUGAGCAGUUCUACAAGGUUGAAAAGGAAGGAGAAAAAAUCACCUCGAUCAUUUCCAAGAAUAAGUUGACCUACCCAGCUGCUGACCUUUACCUUACUUUGAAUACUGAGGCCGUGCGUAAGAAGAGCUUCCACUAUGUUUUCGAAGCUGGCUACGAACAACAGAAGUUUACCUCUGAGCUCAAUUACAAGUUCAAUAUUCCUGCUGUGGAAGGUGUGAAGGACUCUAGGGACCCUGGAGGCUUUGACCUGCAAUUCAAGGCCGGCGCUGCCGGAAAGACCGUCGUGGUCAACAUCAACCGCCUCAUCCAGAACGCAGUCACCUCCAAGAGCCUUUUCAGCGUUGAACUCCAGCCCGAGAGCAAAAUCUUCAAGAUUGAGUCUGACCUCAUCCACAGGCUGGAUAAGAGCGACUUCAAGGUGAUGCUCACCUCUGUGUUCACCGUCACUGGAAUCCCUGACACUUACGCCAUUUGCACUGGCGUGGAGAAUAAACCUGAGCAGAACCAGGCCCACCUUAGGGUUUCUAAGGGAGCUGACGAGGUCCUCAGGAUCAAGGGCGAAACCAACCUUGGUGACACUGUCACUGGCAAAUUCGAGGUCUUCCUCAAGGGCUUCGUCGAUGGAACUGGCUCCUUCAACCAUAUUAAGAGCAAGAAUGAAGGAAACCUUGAGGCCACCUUCAAUUCUGAAAAGCUGAACCGCAAGGUUGUAGUUUCUGGAAAGGUAGCUCCUGGCGCCAAGGCCACCGCUCGCGAGGUUGGACUCGUGGUGCACCUUGACGCGGACAAGAACCCCGACAGCAAGAUCUCCGUGGACAGUAGCAUCGACCUGAACAAGGACGGCCGCUCCUACGACACCAAGACAAAGGUCGCCGUGUUAGACAGCGUUUUCGUCGUCGCCCUGAAGGGUGUGGUGCCCAGUCGCACUCCUCUGGACAAUGGAGUCAUGUACAAGUUUGACGGCUCUUUCGAGCUUCCGAGCAAGCAGGUGUUCAGCGCCUACGCUGACUUUGUGCAGCUCAAGGAGACGGAGGGCAAGGGAACUACCUCCCUGGUAAAGUUCAACGACGGCAAGGAUUACAAGCUGAAGUACAGCGCCCGUCACGUGAGUGUGGACGGCUUCAAUGUUCCCACCUUUGACGUGGACACCAAGCUUGAGCUUAGUGGUGGAAAGAAGGACUUAAACGUCGCCCUUAAUGUUAAGAACACUGCAGAGGCUGAAAAAAAGACCAUUGUUCACAAGGUUGACGUUAGUGGAUCCGCAAUUCCCCAGCCUUUCAGCUCAACAUUCACUGCUGAAAUCCAAGACAUCCCCAAGUAUGGACUCAAGGCCACCUACGGUGAGAAGGUUGCUCUCGAUGCUGAAGCCUCCUUCAACUUCAAAAAUAAGAAAGACCAGUCUUACAAUCUGAACUUCAACCUCAAGUCCGACUUUGAAGGAUACAAGCAGGUCAAAUACGUCUCCUCCUACAAAGGCAACUAUGAAGAGGAAUCUUGCAAGGCCGAUGCCACUGAACUCCUUGAAAUUGAAAACGCCAGGGUGUACGACAUCGCUGCCCACGUGGAUUAUCUGCACACCACCACCCAGUGCAAGGGAUUGUACAAGUUGACCUCGUUCCUUGGAGCUGAAGAGAAGGAACCGCGCGUGUUCAGCAUCAGCCACGACUUCCAAGGAGCCACUGAAAAGAUCACCGACAACACUCAGGCCCGCAAGGUCACUGUCAACGUCGGCUUGAGCCAGGCCAACACCGCCUUUGGAAUCAAGCUUGACGGAGAGACUCCAGGAGAUGGAUCCACCAGCGGAAAGUUCGGUCUUACCCUUGACACUCCCAUUGAGAACUACAAGACUAUCGUCAUCAAGCUUGAUAGAAGGUGCAAAGACUCAGAAAAACUGGUGGACGCUGAUGUGGAGCUCCAGUUCAACAGCGACGCAAACCGUCACUAUCUGGUCCAUGGCAAGAUUGACUUGAGAGAAAUCAGCAGGCUCUUCUCUGUGGAAAUUACCAAGUUUGACAAAUCCCCAAUUUUCAAAACCCUUGCGGCCUACCGCAGACCUACCAGCACCGAAAUCACGGGCGAACUAGUCAUCAACGUCGCAGGACCCAAGCCCCGCGACCUGGCCGUUGAUGGUGUUGUUAAAUAUCCUGGUGGAUUUGAGGACUUUGACGUUGUCAUCAAUCUGGACUCUGCUGACCUGAAGUUGAACAAGGUCAAAGUGCAUCUAGAUACUACAAACUCUGCUGCCAAGGGACGAAAGAUCAAUAUCUCCGUCAAGUCUGCUGACAAGACCUUGGUCGAAGGAAGCACUAAUAUCCAGAAGAAGGAAGAUGGCCAGAGCACCGUCUAUGAAGGCAAGGGUGAGGUUGAGCUGGACGGCGAUAAAUACUCCUCAGACCUGACACUGUCGCACAAGAUCUUGAAAAAGGAGGGUAGUGACCCUGAGCAAGGAUUUGACUUCGCCCUGAGCGGCACCCUCACCGGCAAGCAGACCAGGACCGUUGAAUCCCAGCUUUUGCUCACCAACAAGGCUCUGCGCGCUCACACCAAGUACUGCGACGCUAAAUGCUCACAGGUCGAGGUUGCCAACACGCUGAAGAUCACUGAUACUACUAAGCUGGAAAUCGAGAACAAAAUCAACAUCGAUUUUGAGCACUCAGCCAACGUCUUCGCUCUGAACCUUGGCUCCAAGCUGCUCCGCAAGGGCUUGGAAUUCGAACACAAGAUCGAAGCUGUGCUUGGCAAGGCUGACAAGGCCACCAAGUAUGAGUACGAAGCUUUCAUCAAGGAACGUUCCACCGGCUUCCACCUGACCACGCCCAAGAGGACCAUUGCCAUUGACGGUAUCUUCUCCACGCCUGGAAAGGGCAAGAGCGAGAACACUCAGAACUACAAGACUGAGGUCACUGUGUACCUGGACAAGACUAACGAACCCGACAAGAAGCUGAGUCUUUUGAGCACCGUAGAUAUCACCAAGGGCAAGGAUGGAACCACCUACUCCUCCGACAUCAAGCUUUCACACCCUCUGAUUGAAAAGCCACUUAUUGUCAAGUCAAAGACCCUGAUUGGCACCGGACAGGUGCUGCUCGACUCGUCCUUCAACCUGGACGUGUUCGCCAAGAAGAACCAGGCAAUUGUGUUUAGCUUGAAGAACGAGCGCAUCCCCAUCGAAGGUGGCUUCAACAUGACCUCGACCCUGACGAUUGCCAGCAAGGCUCAAAGCCUGGACUUCAGCGCCGUGAGCCAUUUUGUCGCCUCAAAGAAGGAGGUCGGUUUCGGCUCCAUCAUUACCUGCAAGAAAGAUAACGACAUCAAGGAAUCGGCCGUCCUCUUCUCCGCCAACAUCGACUCGCUGCUUGUCUUCGUCAGAUCUCCAUCCUGCGAGGUCCUGAGAGUCCACGGUGAUUGCAAGAGACAGCAGGGCAUUCCCCCUAAGAACAGCGUCUUCCUUUCUUUCCUCGACACAAUCACCUUUGAGGGAGAGGUCAUCGGCUACCAGAGCUUCAAGUAUCAGGCAUAUGAUAAGAACCACCCUGACGUCCGAACUGUGUACUCUGGAGCUUAUGAAAUCGAGAAGGAGCUGUUGCUGGAGGCUGAGCACCUGUCCGCUGGCAGCUCUGCCAAGCUUUUCCGCCUGCGCGUUGCUUUGGACAAGGACAACUUCCUGCAGACCGAGCAGACGCUGGACGCUGAUCAACUGAAGGUCGCCCUUGAGAGGCUGCAGGCCAUCGGCAAGGCUGCCGUUGACAACUUUGUGCAGUGCGCCUCUGAAAACUACAAGGUGGCCGAGGCAAGAGCCAAGUCUAUCUACGAAAACCUGAAGAAGGCCCAACCCAACCUGCAGCCCCUGAUCGACAGGGUCAAGGCCCAGCUGGACGCCCUGCAGGCUGAACUCCGCGCUGACCCCACCAUCAAUGAACUCUUCGGAAUCAUUCAAAACCUUGUUGGAGGACUUGCUCAAGCCGUCACUAAGUUCCUGCAGACGGCUGGAGAAUAUGUUGAAAAGUUAACCACCAUCCUGAAGGAGUGGGCCGGAAAGUUCUCCGAGCUGAUCAACAAGCUGACCCCCGUUGUCACUGAAGCCAUUGGAAACGUUAGCAAGGCGAUUGCUGGAGUUUUCAACGCCUUCUUUGAGAUCUUCGUCAAGCUGGGUGGACAGGUCCUUGAGGUCAUCAAGGCCAACAGCGGUGACAUUCAGAAGUUCUUUGCCCUGUUUGCCGAAUUCUUCAAAGAGCAAAGCAAGGUUAUUGGAGAGAUUGUGACUGAACUGAGCGUGUACGUCAAUGAGCUGAUUAAGACCAUCAUCAAACAGCUCGAGUCUCAGCCGGUCCUGGAGAAGCUCAAGGAGAGGUACCAGGAACUCUACAAACUCUUCCUGGAGCGAUUUGACGGAGUAUUCAUCGAGAUCACCGAUACGCUGAAGGAGAUCCUGCCCAACAAGGAGCUGCAGGAGUUUGCCACGGCCCUCUCAGACUACAUCUACAAGAAGGUCAAGGGCCAGACUGUCGAUGAUAUCGCCGAGCUCAGGAAAAUCUCAGAGAAACUGAUCAGGGCCCUAACCCUCAUGUUCAACCUGCCAGAGGGCACCGGCGUGCCUGGCGUGCAGGGCCUCAACUUUGAAAACCUGCUCAGGUUCAGCGUGGCCCCCAACAACUUGGACUCGCUGCUGAAUCUGCCACAGUUUGCCAGCUUCAGGGUCAGCCUCUUUGAGCUCCUGGGUGCCAGCGACCUGCCAUCCGCGUCUGAAAUUCUCUUCACCUACUCUGUGCCUCGCCACGUUGAUGAUGUCGUCCCGCCUCACAGAGCUUAUGGUCAGAUCUCUGGCUCCAAGCACAUCUACACCUUUGACGGCGACCACUACACCCUGAAGGGCGAUUGCCAGUACCUGCUGGCCAGAGACUUUGACGACGGCAACUUCAGCUUGACUGCUGAGCUGGCCGGUGGCGAAUUAAAAUCUGUUGCCUACAUUGAUGCGCAAGACACCGUUGAAAUCAAGGAUGACCAUACUGUCUUGGUGAACGGACAACCAGCUGAACUGCCUCUGCACCAGAACGACAUCAGCGUGUUCCGCACCCUGAACGCAGUCAACAUUAAGAGCAAAUUCGGCGUCGAGGUUGUGUGCGACGUGCACCAGAGGCUUGUCACCUUCACCAUCAAUGGCUACUACUUCGGCAAGACCAGAGGUCUCCUUGGCACCAUCAGCAACGAGAAGUACGACGACUGGACUCUGCCUAAUGGACAGAUUGCCACCACUGUGUCCCAGUUUGCUAACGCGUACGCUCUGAGUGAGUCCUGCCAGAACCAGGUGCCUGUGGAACACAAGCAUGUGACAAACACCGAGUGCGGCAACGCCUUCACCGCCCCUGCCUCUUUCAGCGAAUGCUUUGGCUUUGUUGACCGCACCCCAUACCGCCAGGGAUGCGAGGACGCUAUUGAAGAUGCUCAGACCCCUGAGCAGAAGACUGCCGCUAUUUGCAACGCUGCCGCGGCCUACGUCGCCAAGUGCCGUGAAUCCACCUUCCUCCUACCGACAAUCCCCAAGACCUGCGCCAAGUGCAACCUGGGCAGCAGUAGCAUUGACGUUGGCAAGACCGCCGUCGUGAAGACCGCAGGAAAGGUAGAUGCAGUCAUUCUUGUCGAGCAGACAACCGAAAACAGUGCCGCUUUCAACGACCUGGGACUGCCCCUGGCCGCCGAGGUGAAGAAGGACUUAAUCGCCAAAGGCUUUGGCGACAUUAGAGCGGCGCUGAUCGGCUACGGUGCCCCUGGCCAGCGUUAUCCAUCGCUGUUCACCACCAACGGCCAGUUCUCCUUAACCAUUGACGGCCCACCCAAGCAGCUCAAAUUUGGCCCUGUGGAAGGCGCAACCGCUGGUGUCAGCACGCAUCCUCUGCUCGCUUAUCUUAACAGCGCCAAGGAGUACAGCACCCUCGAGCUUGGACUCACCCCUCUGGCGCAGGCCUUCAGACAGGUCAUGGAGUACCCCUUCAGGGCCGACGCCGCCAAGGUCGUCAUCCUCGUCAGGAACAGCGAGUGCCACAAGAGCAAGCUGCCAGUAGCGCUGCAGCAACUGGUCUUCUUCCAAGCUAGGGCCUUCUUCAAGGACCGCGGCAUCGUUGUCGGCCUCAUUCAGCCAAUCGAUAUCUCCACAUCGUCCGCUGAAAAGAAGAUCGCUGGCUUCGACUCUGAUGUUGCCAUCGUUUACACCAAGAAGGGCGUCGACGCUGCUGGUCGCAGCAGCCUUGACUACAGCUCAGACACCUGCGCUCCUUUCAUCGAUAUUGUGAAGCCAGUGGUGGUCAGCUCCAAGGCCUUCUUUGAGCUGAAGGCUGGCCCAAGGAAGCAGUUCAUCUCGAGCGUUGCUAGCAGGUUCGCCACCUUGGCUGCGUCCGAAAACACGCAGAACUGCUACUGCGGCUUCCACGAGGGACUCCACGCCCAGACCACCUGCUCAGUGUCCGCAACUAAGCCAUUGGGCAAGAAGAACUAGGAGUAAGAGAAUAAAAGAGUGCCUUUUUGGAGGAGAGGAACGUGUAAAAAUAAUGCUGACUGUACGUGAAAGUGAAGAAAACUUGAUUAAAUUUUGAGUUUUUUUAAAAUACAGAA